AUGAAGCCAGAUAGUAGACAAUUGGAUUUGGAGCUUAUUGAGGACUUGUUUGAGUGUCAUGAUGUGGAGCUCAUCAAGCAGGUGCCUUUGAGUGUUAAUCUUGAGAGUGAUAGUUGGUUUUGGAAUAAGGAUCCGACUGGUUUUUUCACUAUUAAAAGCGCCUAUUCUCACUUGCAGUCGGUCAAUGGUAGUUGGAAUUCAUCCAUGGAGGAGGAUGUUUGGAAGAUGUUGUGGAAGAUUAAAGCCCCUCCUAAGAUUUUACAUUUUGUUUGGAAAGCUCUUUCGGGUUGUUUGCCUACACGUACUCAGUUUCAUAGUAAACAUGUUCCUGUGGAUUUACAUUGUGUGUUUUGCAAUUUUACGGAAGAGUCUAUUUUUCAUGUUUUAGUUCAAUGCUCUUUUGCGCAUUCUUGUUGGCUCCGAUCAGCGUUAGGUGUUUGGCAUUCUGUAGCUACCAAUUUUUUUGACUAG
Messenger RNA from Cannabis sativa, 471 nucleotides. RefSeq lists its product as uncharacterized. NCBI's taxonomy places the organism in Eukaryota, Viridiplantae, Streptophyta, Magnoliopsida, Rosales, Cannabaceae. The transcript has a single exon. The coding region runs from base 1 to 471 and encodes 156 amino acids. The record is from RefSeq and is a predicted model, not a curated record.